Messenger RNA from Toxotes jaculatrix (banded archerfish), 4271 nucleotides. It is a transcript of the gene cblb, whose product is annotated as Cbl proto-oncogene B, E3 ubiquitin protein ligase. The transcript is spliced from 19 exons. Gene Ontology annotation, molecular function: receptor tyrosine kinase binding; calcium ion binding; SH3 domain binding. The record is from RefSeq and is a predicted model, not a curated record. NCBI's taxonomy places the organism in Eukaryota, Metazoa, Chordata, Actinopteri, Toxotidae. Bases 354 to 3317 code for a protein of 987 amino acids. Gene Ontology annotation, cellular component: membrane raft; plasma membrane. Gene Ontology annotation, biological process: cell surface receptor signaling pathway; negative regulation of epidermal growth factor-activated receptor activity.
CAUUUUUGAUAUUACCUUUACGCUGAUGUCGCUGUACAAAACAUACAGUACAGACCUCCCAGCUCCGCGUUUAUCCAACUAGUCCGACAGAUACUCCGGAACAGCUUUUUUAUAAAAAUAAAAAAAAAGACGACUGUAAAAUAUGGAGGCUUUACAGUGAAGUAACAGGAUUACACACGCUGGAUACUUUUCCUGACACUGUUUUCCUCCGGACACUUGGACACUCCUUGUUUUUUUUUGUUUUUUGUUUUUUGUUGUGUGUGUGUGUGCGUGUGUGUGCGCGCGCGCGCUGGAUGUGGAUCAAAUUCAGCAGGGAUCCCAGCAGACAUUCCCUGGUGGUUUGUGUGUAGGAAAUGGCAACUGCUCUCAGUGGCCGAAAUCCUGGCGGACGUGGACCGAACCGAAGCAAAGGUCGGAUUUUAGGCAUCUUCGAUGCCAUCCAUGAUGCUGUGGGGCCCCCGAAACAAGCAGCCGCCGACCGGCGGACCGUGGAGAAAACCUGGAAGCUCAUGGAUAAAGUUGUCCGGCUGUGCCAAAACCCCAGACUCCAGCUGAAGAACAGUCCGCCGUACAUCCUGGACAUCUUACCCGAUGCCUACCAGCACCUGCGGCUCAUACUCGGCAAGUACGAAGAGAACCAGAGACUCACUCAGCUCAGUGAGAAUGAGUACUUUAAAAUCUACAUCGACAGCCUUAUGAAGAAAUCCAAACAGGCCAUCCGGCUCUUCAAAGAGGGAAAGGAGAGGAUGUAUGAGGAGCAGUCACAGGACAGGAGGAACCUGACCAAGCUGUCUCUGAUCUUCAGUCACAUGCUGGCUGAAAUCAAAGCCAUCUUCCCUGGAGGACAGUUCCAGGGGGACAAUUUCAGGAUCACCAAAGCUGAUGCCGCUGACUUCUGGAGGAGAUACUUUGGAGAAAAGACGAUAGUGCCGUGGAAAGUCUUCCGACAGUGCCUUCACGAACUGCAUCCCAUCAGCUCGGGCCUGGAGGCCAUGGCCCUCAAAUCCACCAUUGACCUCACCUGCAACGACUACAUUUCUGUGUUCGAGUUCGACAUCUUCACACGCCUCUUCCAGCCAUGGGGAUCAAUUCUGAGGAACUGGAAUUUCCUGGCAGUGACGCACCCCGGCUACAUGGCCUUCCUUACCUACGAUGAAGUCAAAGCCCGGCUGCACAAGUACAUCAACAAGCCUGGCAGUUACAUCUUCAGACUGAGUUGUACGCGGCUGGGCCAGUGGGCCAUCGGUUACGUGACCAAUGACGGCAGCAUACUGCAAACCAUCCCCCACAACAAGCCGCUGUUCCAGGCCCUCAUCGACGGCUACAGGGAGGGCUUCUACUUGUUCCCUGAUGGUCGCAGUUACAACCCUGACCUCACUGGAUUAUGUGAGCCGACGCCUCAUGAUCACAUCAAAGUGACACAAGAGCAGUAUGAGCUGUACUGUGAGAUGGGCUCCACCUUCCAGCUCUGUAAGAUCUGUGCUGAGAACGACAAAGACGUCAAGAUCGAACCCUGCGGCCACCUCAUGUGUACUUCCUGUCUUACGGCCUGGCAGGAAUCAGAUGGUCAGGGUUGCCCGUUCUGCCGUUGUGAGAUCAAAGGCACAGAGCCCAUCAUCGUGGAUCCCUUUGACCCACGAAAUGAGGGCACCAAGUGUUUCUUCCUGGACCAGCACAGCUGCCAAAUGCUGGAGCUGGAGGACGAGGAAGACCGAGAGGACUGCUUGGUCAUGAACGGACUGGCCAGCAUCAGGAAGUACUGUGGCGAACGUCAGAACUCGCCCAUGGUGUCCCCCAACUCUUCGCCCGUCAUCCCGCACAGGAAAGCCCACGGAGGAGGAGACUCCAGUCACUCCGUCCAGCACCUCGGCCUUCCCCCUGUCCCGCCACGACUGGACCUCAUCCAGAAAGGUGCCAUCCGCUCCCCGUCUGCCAGUCCCACCGGCUCCCCAAAGUCUUCACCAGGCAUGUCCAGGAAGCAAGACAAGCCUCUCCCAGCCCCACCUCCCCCCCAGAGGGACCCACCUCCGCCGCCUCCCCCCGAGCGUCCGCCCCCCAUCCCCCCCGAGUCACGCCACUCUUGGCUCUCCAGCCCCUCUUCCUUGUCCUCUUCCGUGUCAUCGUCCACUGGCACCCUGUCAGACUCCCCGAUGCCCCCCGAGACACGCGGUGCCAAAGACAGCCACUUGGCAGACGCCCAUAGGACUGGAGUCGAACACCAGCUCCAGCUGGGCCCUGCCGGCCCCUCCUCCCACCUGAAUGGGAGACCGCUCAGCUGUCCCAUUGCAGGAUUUGGACACAGACACAGAAUUGAGGGGGCAGGAAACUCAGAGAACUCCAAGCCCUUCUCUAACGGCAUUCAAGUCAGCGACGAGUACGACGUCCUUCCCUCGCGGCUCUCGCCGACUCAGUCCACACUCGCCAGUAGCCACAAACCCUCCAACCCUUUCAGCAGUCCUGUGUUAGACCGACAGCAGAGGGCGAUGGAGCGGGUGGAGGAUGACUAUCAGAUCCCUUCAUCCAACCUCUGCCUGAGCCAGACUCCAGUCUGCAUCUCUGUACCCAGCAGGCACUUGGAGAACGGCUCCCCAGAGCCCUCCAGUGAGGAGAGGAAGCCACAGCCCCCUGAACCUGUCAGGGGGUCGGGCCCAGGGGCAGCACUCGGCGCCGUCUGCCCCUUCAGUACCAACGCGUCACCUUCCGACUACGACAUUCUGCUCCCCCCUCAAGCAUUAGAAGACCCCUUCAACAGCCGGCCUCCAUCCCAGCCUCCUCCUCCUCCUCCUCCCCUGCCUCCUCCGCCGGCGCGACACAGCUUUAUUGACCUCUCCUCCUCUUCAGCGUCCUCAUCCUGCAGCUCGUCCACGUCCUCCUCCUCCUCCUCCUCUGUCAUCACCCGACCACACAGGCCCUCCUCUGGACACGAGCACUUGUUACUGACCCCAGACACGGUGUUGGACAUGCUGAACAGUGCUGCUCCUCUGCCUCCAGUCAGAAGACACACAGAAAACAUUAAAGGCUCCAGAGCCUGCCUGGAGUACGACCACUUACCGGGGAGCCAAGUAUCGAUGGAGUGUUUGCAGGCACCUGCCAGGCCACCCAAGCCUCUGCCCAGGAAGAUCCCUCCAGACAUCCACCCAGGCAAACCCCACGGCACGGAGCCGGAGACCUCGGACGCCAAGAUCGCCAAGCUGAUGGGGGAGGGCUACUCCUUCGAUGACGUGAAGCGGGCGCUGACCAUCGCUCAGUACAAAGUGGACGUGGCCCGAAACAUCCUGAGAGAGUUUGCCUUAGUGGCCCCGAGGCUGAACCUGUAAUCGCAGAGACAGCAGAGAGGGGAGCACAACACUGAAGCUGUGCCUCUGAAUGGUGACUGAAUUUAAAAAAAAAAAAAAAAAAGGGCUUCUUCAUUCUGCUUGGCCUCAGAAAAAAAAAAUAAACCUAUGAUCAACAGAAACAAAGAAACAUUUUAAGGAGGGCUUGCCUUUUGUUGCCGAACAGAGAUGACGACGCACAACAGAGUGGCUAAAACCAAAUCAUGGCAGAAUCAAAACAAAAACAAAAAAAAAAAAGGGAGAAAAGACUGUGAUGUCUGUGAAUGAUUUAAACCUGUGAAAGAAAAAAACAAAACAAAAAAAACCCAACCAGGCUUGUUGUUGUUGUUGUUGUUUACAGUGAGCUUUGCCAGUGCUGGCCUCUGGUUUUCCAAUGCUCCUGUUGGUCUCGGGGCUCAGACUGUAACGCCUGUUUUAAAAGCCCUGAUCCUGCUACUGCUGCUGCUACUGUUCCUUUCUCAUCCCGCCACCCUCCACACUUUAUUUUGAAGGGCUUGCUUUUUUUUUUUUUUCAGAAGAGCGAGAUGUUUCCAGCUCUUUUGCUCAGCCCACUCUAAGACAACAUUUUUAUUUACAACCAGUGGGGGGAGCCAGACUCCACUGUUUCUCUAACUCUUGAUUUCCUUUCUGUCUUCUGUGACGGUGUCUCCUGCUUCACCUUCAUCGUCCUCUUCCUCCCUUUGUGUGUGUUGCCCGUUAGAGAAAACUCCAGCGUUCCGGCCCAGAGUCUGACUGACUGGGUGGGUCUUAGCUAAGCCUGGUGAGUCGGGGAAGCAGUCAGAUGGAGUCAGAGGAAGCCUUAUCUUUUAUCGAGUCACUCGUUUCCCCAAAGACCUGGAGGAAAGUGAACGACAGCUCCAGAGGAGAACUCCUCUCAGACCUGCUAUCUGAUUUUGACCAGAAGAGUGCAGUGAUGACCAGAGGAUGAAUCAGCUG